Lemur catta (Ring-tailed lemur) is the source of this 3004-nucleotide messenger RNA. It is a transcript of the gene FBXL4, whose product is annotated as F-box and leucine rich repeat protein 4. Bases 301 to 2154 code for a protein of 617 amino acids. Gene Ontology annotation, cellular component: SCF ubiquitin ligase complex. Lineage: Eukaryota; Metazoa; Chordata; Mammalia; Primates; Lemuridae. Gene Ontology annotation, molecular function: protein binding. Gene Ontology annotation, biological process: SCF-dependent proteasomal ubiquitin-dependent protein catabolic process. The record is from RefSeq and is a predicted model, not a curated record. The transcript is spliced from 10 exons.
UGGGCCGGGCUCGCCGCCGCGGUGCCGCAGCGCUAGAGCCCGGGAGCCGCCCCCGCGCCGCCUGGUCGCUGGUGAAGCCCGCGGCGUGCGCCUCUCCCGGACCCUGCAGGGUAAAAGAAUGUCACAUUUCAACACUUGUGCCUGAAAUCAGCAUGCAAAUUUCAGGCUACAUGGAUGAAUGCCAACUUUUGCAUUUCCCAUGUGCAUCCCAUGACCAUUCUAUCUGGGAACAUGCUUCAAAGAGUUCAUGCAUCUUACUGAGGACACCUGACCUUUUGAAGCUUCAUAAUUCACAUCUAGAUGUCACCAGUCUUUCCCAUGUUAACAGUUCUGACUAUGUUUUAUUAUAUAUGCCUUCGGCGCCGAGCCAGGACAGCUACAAGAGGAGAAAUGAUGAACAACCAUAGAACUAUAGAAUCAAACAGCCGGGCUUCCCCUCUCAAUGCAGAGGUGGUCCAGUAUGCCAAAGAAGUAGUGGAUUUCAGUUCCCAUUAUGGAAGUGAAAAUAGUAUGUCCUACACCAUGUGGAAUUUGGCAGGUGUACCAAAUGUAUUCCCAAGUUCUGGUGACUUUACUCAGACAGCUGUGUUUCGAACUUACGGGACAUGGUGGGAUCAGUGUCCCAGUGCUUCCUUGCCAUUCAAGAGGACGCCACCUAAUUUUCAAAGCCAGGACUAUGUGGAACUUACUUUUGAACAACAGGUGUAUCCUACAGCUGUUCACGUCCUGGAAACCUAUCAUCCUGGAGCAGUCAUUAGAAUUCUGGCUUGUUCAGCAAAUCCCUAUUCCUCAAGUCCACCGGCUGAAGUAAGAUGGGAGAUUCUUUGGUCAGAGAGACCUACGAAGGUGAAUGCUUCCCAGGCUCGCCAGUUUAAACCUUGUAUUAAGCAGAUAAAUUUUCCCACAAAUCUUAUACGACUGGAAGUAAAUAGUUCUCUUCUGGAUUAUUACACUGAAUUAGAUGCAGUUGUGCUACAUGGUAUGAAGGACAAGCCAGUGCUUUCUCUCAAGACUUCACUUAUUGACAUGAAUGAUCUAGAAGACGACGACUAUGAAGAAAAAGAUGGCUGUGGAAUGGACAAUCUUAACAAAAAGUUUAGCAGUGCUGUCCUCAGGGAAGGGCCAAAUAAUGGGUAUUUUGAUAAACUACCAUAUGAGCUUAUUCAGCUGAUUCUGAAUCAUCUUACUCUACCAGAUCUGUGCAGAUUGGCACAGACUUGCAAACUACUGAACCAGCAUUGCUGUGAUCCUCUACAAUACAUUCACCUCAAUCUGCAGCCAUACUGGGCAAAACUAAAUGACACCUCUCUGGAAUUUCUGCAGCCUCGAUGCACUCUUGUCCAGUGGCUCAAUUUAUCUUGGACUGGCAAUAGGGGCUUCAUCUCUGUUGCAGGAUUUAGCAGGUUUCUGAAGGUUUGUGGAUCUGAAUUAGUACGUCUUGAAUUAUCUUGCAGCCACUUCCUUAAUGAAACUUGCUUGGAGGUUAUUUCUGAGAUGUGUCCAAAUCUACAGGACUUAAAUCUUUCCUCCUGUGAUAAACUACCACCUCAAGCUUUCAACCACAUCGCCAAAUUAUGCAGCCUUAAAAGACUUGUUCUCUAUCGGACGAAGGUAGAGCAAACGGCACUGCUCAGCAUUUUGAACUUCUGUUCAGAGCUCCAGCACCUAAGUUUGGGCAGUUGUGUAAUGAUUGAAGACUAUGAUGUGAUAGCUAGCAUGAUAGGAGCCAAGUGUAAAAAACUCCGGACGCUAGAUCUGUGGAGAUGUAAGAAUAUUACCGAGAAUGGAAUAGCAGAACUGGCUUCUGGUUGUCCACUUCUGGAGGAACUUGACCUUGGCUGGUGCCCCACUCUGCAGAGUAGCACCGGGUGCUUUGCCAGACUGGCACGCCAGCUCCCAAACUUGCAAAAACUCUUUCUUACAGCUAACAGGUCUGUGUGUGACACAGACAUUGAAGAACUGGCCUGUAAUUGUACCAGAUUGCAGCAACUGGACAUAUUAGGAACAAGAAUGGUGCAUCUGUUGUACCAGGGCCUAGAGCAGGAGCUGAAAGUGCUCUGGGAGCAUCAUCAGGCCACCACCUUCCUCAGUGCCUUCAGCUCUUCUAAACAUUUGUGGCAAGCUACUAGCUCCGGUUUUAAUUUUGUAGCUUAAAUCACCCCUCAUAAACCAAACUUGGCUAUUUUAAAAUUUGUUAAAUAUUAAGAUACCUAAUUGUUAAAGAAGGUGAAUUUCUUAAGUCUGGUGGUACGCUGAUAAAUCACCAACUCGGGAGAAAAAAAAGCUGCAAUUUGUAGGGCUUUCCAAUUUUUGUCAUGUAAAUACCAUCAUCAUGGCUGAUUUUAAGUCACUUAAUGCCAACUUGGGAUGAGAUGCACACACUUUGCUCUUUUGAGUUGAUAUGAACUAGCUCCAGGUCUCCGCAACCAGAUGAAUUUAUUAAACAUCGAUCUCAUAAUUUCUGAAAAAAGGCAUAAUAAGCUAUAGCUAGCUUUCCCCCAGAGGUGGUAUUAUCUGUAGUCAAAUGGUCCUUCAAAAUCUAUGGAAUUCUUGUUUGCCAUCUAAUACACUGCAAGAAUAAAAUUAACAGAAAUUUUUCUAAAAAAAUUCUGAUAAUCAUACUUAGAAGAAUUUAAAAAUAUUAAAAAGAUAAGCUUUGAAAAACUUUAUAAGGAAAAGCAAAUUAUUUUUGCUGAUGUAAAUCUGACAUAAAUCAUGUAAACUGAUAGAGCAUUGUGUGUGGGGGGGGGCAAUUAUAAUUUUUUAAAAAAAUUCCCCUCUAUUUCCAUGGGCUUUGAAAAUUAUAUCCCCAGAUAAAUUGUGGCAUUUCCUUUCUGCAUGUUGGUGCAAUUUUACAUUAUGAAAUUGUCAUGUAGAUUCAUUACACCUAUUUUCCAAAUACAAAUGACCAUAAUUCAAAUAUGUACCUAUCAUAUACCAAGCUCUAAACUGCAUAGAAACAUUCUAUCACUAAUGUAUUUGCAGGCACACUGCUAAGAUAUUU